AAAUUCUCAAAAACAACAAUAACAAUGGCUGAAUACAAGUUUGUCGUCUUAGGUUCAGGAGGUGUCGGUAAAUCUGCCCUUACCAUCCAAUUCAUUCAAGGAAACUUUGUUGAAAAGUACGAUCCUACCAUUGAAGAUUCAUACAGAAAGCAAAUUGAAGUCGAUGGAAAGGCUUGUAUGUUGGAUAUUUUGGAUACUGCCGGACAAGAAGAAUAUUCUGCUAUGAGAGAUCAAUAUAUGAGAACUGGACAAGCCUUCAUUCUUGUCUACUCCAUCACCGAUCCUUCAUCAUUCGAAGACUUGUUGACCAUUCAUGAACAAUUGUUGCGUUCAAAGGAUGCCGAUGAAGUUCCAAUUGUUUUGGUUGGUAACAAGUGCGAUUUGGAGGAGGAACGUGCCGUUUCAAAGGACGAAGGAAAGUCAAUGGCUGAAAAGUUUGGUGACCACUGUAAAUUCUUAGAAGCCUCUGCUAAGGAAUCUAUCAAUGUUGAAGAAAUUUUCAUGAGUUUGGUCAGAUUGGUCGACAAGUUUGAAAAUGGUGGCGGUGAUGAUGAAGGUGAAGAAGAAGCUGAAACAAAGAAGGACACUAAGAAGGAUACCAAGAAGAAGAAGAAGAAGAUUACUCUCCCAAAGAAUUGUAUGCUCUUGUAAAUUACUCUUCUUUUGAAUCCUUUUGUAAUUGUAGUACUAUUUAAAUAAAUCAUCAUAAUCCAUUCAUUCAAAA
Molecule: messenger RNA, 724 nt
Organism: Naegleria gruberi
Lineage: Eukaryota; Heterolobosea; Eutetramitea; Acrasida; Naegleriidae
Product: ras family small GTPase (RAP-1)
Exons: 2
Coding region: 25-651 (208 amino acids)
Biological process (GO): signal transduction
Cellular component (GO): plasma membrane
Molecular function (GO): GTP binding; GDP binding; GTPase activity
Source: RefSeq, a predicted model, not a curated record